This is a messenger RNA of Fusarium fujikuroi IMI 58289, 1464 nucleotides long. RefSeq lists its product as uncharacterized. Gene Ontology annotation, biological process: metal ion transport; transmembrane transport. NCBI's taxonomy places the organism in Eukaryota, Fungi, Ascomycota, Sordariomycetes, Hypocreales, Nectriaceae. Gene Ontology annotation, molecular function: metal ion transmembrane transporter activity. Gene Ontology annotation, cellular component: membrane. The coding region runs from base 1 to 1464 and encodes 487 amino acids. The record is from RefSeq and is a predicted model, not a curated record. The transcript has 2 exons.
AUGCUUUCCCCAUCUUAUCAAAACUUCGUCGAGUCUCGUGCUCGAGCGAACCCAUGUAUUUCUCGCCUCUCAGACUACUUGCAACAUGAGUGUUUGGGUAAAAGUAAGAUUACAUAUCUCGAUUAUACCACUACCGCCUCGGAACCCGAGCGUAUUGAUGUGCCAGAGAAUGAGCUUUCCAAGCUUGUAAAGACCGCACCAGCAGGAUCAACGAGAUUUGUCUUUGUUGAGAGUAUCUCACCUGGUAUCAUCAUCCUCCUUGGCGAGAAGCUGGACAUUGACCCGUUGUUCUUCGCCGAUUAUAUCCACGUGGGUUUUGAGAACCCAGAAGAAUCAUCACCGCCGCCCUCGCUUGCGACUCUGCCGUCUGUUAUAGCAACAAGAGAUCAUAUUCAUCUCCACUGUCAGAAGGUAAUAGCACUUGAGGGAACUGACGAAGAGUUGAAGCAUGUUCCAUAUGCCCUCAAGACUGAGUCCAAUGUGCCACGAAAUGUCCGUCGGCUGGUCACUUUGCCAGGUGGACGGUUGGCCUUGUCCCAAACUUGCUGCUCUUUCAUCAUAAGGACCUUUGGAGAUAUACGUAUCUGUCUCUUCCUCGUUGACCCACCUGUCACGUCCGUUAUCCAAUCGGUUGACGGUGGUCGAACCUCAAAAUACCAAGCAAGUGUUUCGCAUGGCGGUUUCGAAGACUUCAGAGCACCGGAAAGUUUUUCAUCUUUCCGAAAAUCACCCUCUAGUGAGACUUGGGAUAAGACUUCCAUGAUGGAAAACAUCGUACACUACCUGCGGGCGAGUCCACCGCCAGGACUAGAUCUCAAAUCCCCAAGUAUCCUCGGCAUUGGAUACUACCCAAUCUAUAUCACCUUAUCGGAGUGGAAUAUCUACACGUACCUGACCAGCCGUUGCUCGAAGUACUAUGAGUACUCCGACCAAGUCAAGACAGGUCGGAUGCAUGAUGAGGUCUUGGUUGACCUGCAGAGAUGGAGAAGGCGCAGCAAGAGCAGCCACCAAAAGUUAAACAUUCUUGGAGAAGUCAUCAGCUCCCAUAUCCAGCGCGAGGAUGACAUGGAGGUAUGGAGUGGUGUCCUCAAAGACAUAAACGCACUUCGCGACCAACUCCACGACUACAGUCAAUCUCUCGAGCAGAUGGUUAUGGUGGCGACGUCGCUCGUUCAGCUGCUUGACUCCCGACGGUCAAUUUUGGAAGCUAUAAACACAAAACGUCUGACGUUCUUGGCACUCGUGUUUGUUCCCUUGGCAUGGGUUUCAAGUCUUUUUAGUAUGUCUGAUGGCUAUUCCCCUGGUCAUGAUCUGUUCUGGGUCUAUUUCGCUACUGCUUUGCCGGUGCUCGCUGUUGUACUCUUACUGUCAGCACUUCCUUAUGGUAAGAUUGCGAUGGCUGCGGAGUCGUACAAGGCACGAGCCAGAAACCAUGGAAUGAGGAUUCUUGGGGAACCAGUUUAA